CCAUGUCAGCUCAUCCAAGUCCUGAGGGCAUUGAAUGUUUUGCAGAUUCUUUGUCUGACUGCUGGCUGACCCGGAUCCCAGAUCCCGGGGGUGUUUUCCAAGUUUUGGGACUGACUUUGGCUUUCCACUCUCCCCUUCCCCCUUUAUCCAAUUCCACAUAGCCAAGUAUCCUGCAAAUGCAAUGAUGUCUGUUGCUACUUCUGUGUUUCCUUUAGCUGGAGGGGUCCCUGCCACCCAAGUGGCUCCAUCUGUAGAAGAGAAAUGGGUCCUACAGCCGUCUCUGACCCUCCUUGUUUUUAUCCUUAUCCCCUGUGUGGUGCUGCUGUUUUUUCUCAAUUGCUUCCUCCUAUUCCACCGCCUUCCUUCCCUGUCCCCGAAACAGAGGAGCAAACGGAGAGGUGGGCCAAGGGGCAACAAUCCCUGUGCUAGAGCUACCCACUUCAGGCUACCACCUGGCUGCCUGGGCGCCUCCAAUAAGUCAUUGUGCGAUGGGCGAUGUGCUAGCAUCAGCCAAGGCUUGGAGGCCACCCUGGCCCUUGGCGAGAGUGCCCAUGUGUCGCUGGGCACCCAGUCCAGAGAAUGGUGUCAUAAGUUAGAAGAGACGCCAGGAUUACACUAUUCACCGCGCCCGUCUAGGAUGGCCAUCGUGCCUUUCUCCUCAUCAAGGUCCUGUGGCAUGCCCCAUGAGGGGGAUAUAAGCUGGAAUGAAGUGGAAGAUGACAGAGGUGGUACAAGGUCAUCAAGUGAGCAGGAGACUAGGUAUAACGCGGCUCCCCCGAAUACGCCAGCGGCAGCCAUGGCUCCAGGGACGGUGACUCCAAAGGGAAAAUUUUGCUGUAAGACGAGUACACAUAGGAAACGUCUCAAUGGUGUUGCAUCCCUCACCCCGCUGGGCUCGGUGUUGUUUGACAAUGCUAGUAGCAUUCCUCCAGAAGACACGCCCUCCUACCUCUACCAUAACAGCAGUUCCACUGGCCCAGGACUGGACAGUGAUUUUGGGGUCAGUGCCGGUGUCUCUUUGCACAUUCUGUCAUCAGACAGUGACUCCGGAUCACACUCCUGGGCUUCAGGAAUGGAGUGGGAUUACUACGACCCCUGCUACAUGCGGAAGAACCGGCUUAGGAACGAGAACCGACAACUCCACAACCUCCCAGUCAUAUGCAGCAAGCAGUACUGGGUCUAACUGCCGGCACUGGGUCUAACUACAGGAACUCUUGACAUGAGGAGCCUUGCAGAACUCAACCCC
Molecule: messenger RNA, 1246 nt
Organism: Rana temporaria (common frog)
Lineage: Eukaryota; Metazoa; Chordata; Amphibia; Anura; Ranidae
Product: protein huluwa-like
Exons: 3
Coding region: 182-1183 (333 amino acids)
Source: RefSeq, a predicted model, not a curated record